Messenger RNA from Clarias gariepinus (North African catfish), 4422 nucleotides. It is a transcript of the gene ano3, whose product is annotated as anoctamin 3. Gene Ontology annotation, biological process: chloride transmembrane transport. Bases 78 to 3008 code for a protein of 976 amino acids. Gene Ontology annotation, cellular component: plasma membrane. The transcript has 26 exons. The record is from RefSeq and is a predicted model, not a curated record. Gene Ontology annotation, molecular function: protein dimerization activity; chloride channel activity. NCBI's taxonomy places the organism in Eukaryota, Metazoa, Chordata, Actinopteri, Siluriformes, Clariidae.
CUCAGCCCGAUGUGUGCACCUUGUUUUUACGAGUGCGGACUUUUCUUUAACCUCUGGAAACUCAACGGGACGCCACUAUGGUGCAUCACUCCGGAUCGAUUCAGUCCUUCAAGCAGCAAAAGGGCAUGCACACCAGUAUCAGCGAGAUCCUGAAGGAGAAGAGUCUGAAGCCGUCUCGUCGCAGUCUGCCCUGUCUAGCUCAAAGUCAAACACAUCCUCUCAACCUGAGCCACUUCCUCUCGGUGCCUCUGAAUUCGGAGCCCAAAGCAAACACACACACUGACAGUGUUCCUGUCUCCUGUACACACAUCAGCCCUCCAUCCACAGUAGAUGUUAGUAAUGGCCAGCAUGUAGAAGAGAUGGAGACAGCAGUGUAUGAGUCUAGAACAGACGAGUCACUGCUCAUCCAGCAGAAGCCUACAUCAAGAGGCAAGCUGGAGGCGCGUACAGACUCUGUGCGGGGAAAUAACCGGGCAAAUGCUAAAGGGCUUUUGUUCCGAGAUGGCAAGAAACGAAUAGACUAUAUUCUGGUGUACAAGAAGUCCAGUCCUCAGGUUGAGAAGAGAUGCACUUUUGAAAGGAACCUGCGUGCAGAGGGACUGAUGCUGGAGAAAGAGCCCUCUUUAACCAACAAUGACAUAAUGUUCGUAAAGAUACAUGCUCCAUGGGACACGCUGUGUAAAUAUGCAGAGCAAAUGAAUAUCAGAAUGCCUUUCAGGUACAGAAAAAAGUGCUACUUCUCAGACUGGAAGAAGAAGACGAUGGGAAGUCGAUUUCAUUUGAGAUGCAGACAAAUAAAGAGUUGGCUGCCUAGGAACCCGAUGAAGCUGGAUAAGGAGGCGUUACCUGAUCUGGAGGAGACAGAUUGCUACACUGCCCCAUUCAGCAGGGCCAGAAUGCAUCAUUUUACCAUCAACAACAGGGAUUCCUUCUUUUCCAACUCCACCAGAAGCAGAAUAGUGCACCAUGUAUUACAGCGCACCAAGUAUGAAGAUGGCAAGUCGAAGAUGGGUAUCAACCGAUUACUUGGCAAUAACACAUACGAGGCUGCCUUUCCUCCUCAUGAGGGCAGCUACAAGAGCAGACAUCCGAUAAAGACCCACGGCGCGCAGAACCACAGGCACCUGCUCUAUGAACGAUGGGCUCGCUGGGGAAUCUGGUACAAAUACCAGCCUUUGGACCUCAUACGGCGGUACUUUGGGGAAAAGAUUGGCCUGUAUUUUGCAUGGCUGGGAUGGUACACAGGAAUGUUGAUUCCAGCAGCAUUGGUUGGUCUUUUUGUCUUCCUCUAUGGCCUCUUCACCAUGGACUCCAGCCAAGUAAGUAAAGAGAUCUGUGAGGCCAACACCACCAUCAUGUGCCCCAUGUGUGAAGUAAACUGCAGCGCCUGGAAACUCAGUGACAGCUGUGUCUAUGCAAAGGUGACUCAUCUGUUUGAUAAUGGUGGCACAGUCUUCUUUGCCAUUUUCAUGGCAAUAUGGGCAACAGUCUUCCUUGAAUUCUGGAAAAGAAGGAGAGCAGAACUGACCUAUGACUGGGAUUUAAUUGACUGGGAGGAGGAAGAGGAAGAACUGCGGCCCCAGUUUGAAGCAAAGUACUCGCGGAAGGAGAGAGUGAACCCUAUCUCAGGCAAACCAGAACCUUUCCAGCCAUUCAGUGACAAACUCAGUCGCCUCAUGGUCUCUGUGUCAGGAAUCUUCUUCAUGAUCUCCCUGGUGCUGACGGCAGUGUUUGCUGUGGUGGUUUUUCGGCUCAUUGCCAUGGAGAAGUUCGCCUCCUUCCAGUGGGAGUUUGUAAAGAAGAACUGGCAGUUUGCCACCUCUGGCACUGGAGUCUGCAUCAACUUCAUGAUUAUUAUGUCUCUCAAUGUGGUCUAUGAGAAAGUGGCCUAUCUGUUAACAAAUCUAGAACACCCACGGACCGAGUCCGAAUGGGAGAACAGCUUUGCCCUCAAGAUGUUUCUUUUCCAGUUUGUCAACCUGAACAGCUCCACCUUCUACAUUGCUUUCUUCCUAGGAAGGUUUGCAGGCAGGCCCGGAGAUUAUAAUAAGCUGUUUAACCGCUGGAGAAUGGAGGAGUGUCAUCCUAGUGGCUGUCUGAUUGAUUUAUGCUUGCAAAUGGGAGUUAUCAUGGUGUUAAAACAGAUUUGGAACAACUUCAUGGAACUGGGCUACCCAUUGUUACAGAACUGGUGGUCUCGGCGAAAGAUGAGGCGAGCAGGAGAACAGAAUAACGUGGAAGGCAAAGAGCAGCUGCCUCAAUGGGACAAAGACUGGAACCUGCAGCCCAUGAAUGCCCACGGCCUGGUGGAUGAGUACCUAGAGAUGGUGCUCCAGUUUGGUUUCACCACCAUCUUUGUGGCAGCAUUUCCCCUGGCUCCUCUGCUUGCUCUGCUUAACAACAUCAUCGAGAUCAGACUGGACGCGUACAAAUUUGUCACACAGUGGAGGAGACCCAUGCCAGCCAGAGCAACUGAUAUCGGAAUCUGGCAUGGUGUCCUGGAGGGCAUUGGUGUGGUGGCUGUCAUUACUAACGCAUUUGUCAUUGCCAUCACAUCUGACUAUAUUCCUCGGUUUGUCUAUGCCUUCAAAUACGGGCCCUGUGUGGACAAGGGCUACCAGCAUGACCAAUGCCUCAGAGGAUAUAUGAACAGUAGUCUGUCUGUAUUUGACAUGGGAGAGCCAAAGAACGGAAGUCAGUAUGAAACACGAUACUGCAGAUAUCGGGACUACAGAGCCCCUCCGUGGAGCUCACAGCCCUAUGAGUUCACGCUACAGUUCUGGCAUGUGCUCGCUGCCAGACUGGCCUUCAUUAUUGUCUUUGAGCACCUGGUGUUCGGCAUUAAGACUUUCAUCGCUCAUCUGAUCCCAGACAUGCCUAAAGACCUGUGUGAACGCAUGCGCAGGGAGAAGUACCUCAUGCAAGAGAUGAUGUAUGAAGCAGAGUUGGAGCACCUACAGAAGGAGAGGAAGAAAAACGGCAAGCGUUAUCACCAUGAGUGGCCUUAGUGACGCCUGUCAGAUGGACAUAUCAUAUGUACAUCCAUGCGCACACCAAUGAAGAAAUAACCUACGCGAGAGCACAUGUGAACACGGACACGGUGGACGACCGCGCAGGAACUGCAAAUGUUUGCAUUUACUCAUGCAUGCAUGUCCAUGCCGCAGCUUUGGAUGGCUAAGCUUUACUGACCAAACCCUCAACACAUGCUACCCACUUUGACCGCUGGUUUUCUUUGCUGUUGAAUAAGCUAGUGCGGCUCAAGCUCUUUGAAGAACAGUUGCUCUUAAGUGGACAGUCCUGCUCUGCACCAAAGAGCUCUUUCUCCCGCUGUCUUUUGCCACUGCUGGCUUUGCUCUACUCUGAACUAUCUCUCCUUAGUUUGUAUGUUUGUUUGCUUUUUAAAAGGGAACAGAAUGCAAAUGUAUUGUUUACUAUGCAGAAGAAGGGCUUUGGAGUUUGUCUUCAAUGUACAUACUUUCAUUGCACUCCAUAGCUCCUCACUCUUUCUCUCUUUUCUCUCUCUCUCUUUUCUCUCUCGCUUUUUUCUCUUUUUCUCUGGCAGCUAACAAACCACUAUCAAUGACACUCUGUUAAAAUCUCUCUUUCAGUGACAAAGUUUUGCCUUUACUGUAUGUUCAUGCUUUUUUUCAUGGAACAAGGAACAAUUUUCUCUCUUUUGCUAUCACAAUUUUUCUUCAUAGAAAGGUGGCUUUUCUGGUAAUGUGUGGAUAAUAAUUUAAAUUUAUGCAAACAUAGAACAAAUUGAUAGAAACAUUAGGUACCAUCCUAAUAUAGCAUGCAGAUUUAACAUUCUAAAUCCGAAAAAAUGGUUAGUUUUACUUUUAUGAUAACAUUUUUUGUAGAAAAUGAUUUGAUUUGAAAUUACUUGUUUUUUCUUAUGUCCUUUACCUUUCAAUAGGAUACGUUCAGUGUAUGCUAAUAUGCUGAUGCCUGGUGCUGUAUUGGUUGUGGGCUGAUUUGGACUGUGUUUAGCUGUGAGCUGAGUGGAGAUUCAGAUUUUUUUUAAAUGUGGUUUGUGCCUACAGUGGUACGUGGCUUUCCAUAGACCUGGUUCUUAUUAAAGGAGUAAAUUAUGAGGUAUUUUAUUAAGGCUUGGUCAUGAUUAUCUGAUAAGGAAAAUGAUGAAACAUUGUUCAUAGCACUAAUAGUUAGUAGCAUUUGGUGAAAUGUUAAAUUAACAACAGUUUGGAAAAGCUGCCAGUUUAGUGCUUAGGUUUCUCACCUCACACCUCAAUGGAUGGCACUUUCUAUCUUACCUCUCGUCUGUGUGUUUCCACUGGGUACUUCAAAGAUGUCGAGUGUAUUUGGAUUGAGUUUGUGUGUGUACCCUGCUUUAUGCCCUAAGUUUCCUGUUAUAGGCCCCAGGCUCCCAUGCACAUGGUUGAGUGUGUAUAAAAAUGA